AACAAGCAUCUUUAUUGUUUUGACUUGUUUUUGUUAAAUAAAUAGGAGAAAAAUGCAUCCGGGUCAAAUCGAAGUUAACGAAAUUACUGGAUACUGGACGUUCCUCAUGAGCAUUGAGUGGAGGGAUCCAUUUUUGAUUGCUCUCAUUCUGAUGCACCUGCUGACAACAGUAACGGCGCUACUGACACGAAACAACACAAACUUCCAGAUAUUUUUAUUUUUUGUUCUAUUGUGUGCAGUUUACUUUUCGGAAAAUAUUAACGAAUAUGCCGCGCAUAAUUGGAGCGCUUUUACCAAACAACAAUAUUUUGAUAGCAACGGCUUGUUUAUCUCUACAGUGUUCAGCAUUCCUCUGCUGCUCAACUGCAUGCUGCUGAUUGGUGCAUGGCUGUACAAUUCAACUCAACUUAUGUCAUCGUUAAAAAUUGCACAACUUAAGGAACGAUCUCGUCGAGAACGCGAGUGCAAUGCGGCAGCAACAGCUCCACAAACUCAAUUUACAUCCACAACAAAGUCCUUUAAGUCUGAUUAGAUUAGGAAUUUGUUAACACUUAAUGAUUCGAGUAGCCAUAAAAUGUUAAUUUCGUCAGCUCCAAAUGAAUGGCGUAUUGUUCAAUAAACUUAUAUUUACAUACAUUGUUCAUAUACAAA
Messenger RNA from Scaptodrosophila lebanonensis, 651 nucleotides. It is a transcript of the gene Tmem18, whose product is annotated as transmembrane protein 18. The record is from RefSeq and is a predicted model, not a curated record. Lineage: Eukaryota; Metazoa; Arthropoda; Insecta; Diptera; Drosophilidae. Gene Ontology annotation, cellular component: nuclear membrane. Bases 53 to 532 code for a protein of 159 amino acids. The transcript has 3 exons.